Molecule: messenger RNA, 549 nt
Organism: Lachnellula hyalina
Lineage: Eukaryota; Fungi; Ascomycota; Leotiomycetes; Helotiales; Lachnaceae
Exons: 2
Coding region: 1-549 (182 amino acids)
Source: RefSeq, a predicted model, not a curated record
AUGGCUUCUCUUCUCCUCCGCCCCUUGAUGCGUCCUCAAACCCUAGGUCUGGGCCUAGGACUCUCUCUCGCAUCUUACCACGCCUUUCACCAGCGACCCAUACGUCUUGAUUCAAGCCCAUUCUCUUCCGACUCCUACAAGAGAGAUGCACAAACACCCGUGCUGAGCCGCGCCGGAAGCUUGAACCCGCGCGCUGUACGACAGAUUAGUUCAGGCUCCAUUAUUGGUACGAAUCGAAUGCUCUUGAUGCUAUACAAAGAAAGGCAGCUGCUAAACCGCGCCAUAGGAUUGUGUACAGGCUUGCUGGUCAGUACAUUCUCCAAGUCGCUGGCUCUGAUACUGGGCUUGCUGGUAGUUGGCGUACAGGGGCUGGGAUGGAACCCUAAUACAAAGCAGUGGGCAUCUAGCUAUGGCAUCAACGUGAUACCAUACAAUAGAUUGCAAAGGUACUUUACGAGCUUAGAUCUUCGCUCUGCUGUACAAGAUAACGUCGCAUUCAAGCUAUCUUUCGGGGCCACUUUCGCUAUGGCUUCCUUCAUGGAGUUUUAA